UGUUUUUAUUUUUGGGCGUCUAACGGUAGUCAACUAUCUAAUCGGGCUUACAAAUGCCGGCACUCUUGGAGCUUGAUUUUAUUAUUGCCGCGAACGUCCAAAACAUCGGUGUGUCGUGUACUCUGUGGACACCGGCUGGUUGGUGCAUAGUUUUCGCGGCAAGGCAUGGACAUUCUCGAGCUUGGACAACCUCGCCUGCAACCAAGCACAGAUACAAAUGUCCCUUAACUGGGUUUGGGCCGGCGUUUCCGAACCCUGCCUGACCUUGGAGGUUGGCAACGGUGCGCCCGGCCGGGUUACGCAGGUUGUACAACGCCUAGGGGUUACAGGUCACUUCAGCCCCCCAGUAACCGUCCCCACUGGCCACCUGUGUGCGGAGAUGGGGGGGCUUGUGGUCAUCGACAACAUGGGGUCUGUUAAUCUACCUGCGAAAUAUAAAGGAGGCUCCUUCCCGUACGCGUGCAAGAUCACCGACGACUACACGAAGAUGAAAGAAGUGUACCUGCCUCGCAAGAAAUCUGACACGACCGAGGCGGUGCACACGUACAACAUGUGCGUCGCAGCGGCAGGAGGCUACCAGAUCGAGACCAUCCGCUGCGACAAGGGAGGCGAGAACACUGGAUCCGACUUUCGGGACUACUGCAAGAAUUCAGCUAUCAAGCUCGAAUACGCCGCCACCAACACCCCUCAACAAAUUGGUGUAUCGGAACGGGACGGACAAACCCUGGCCGGAGUCACCCGGUGUCUUCUGAAGGAUGGAGAUUUUCCGCCGUCCAUGUGGGGGGAGAUAAUGCUGACUGCAGCAUACCUGUUGAACAGGUCCCCACACUCAGCACUGGGAGGAGCUACGCCAUACUCGAAGUUGCACAAUAAGUCACCUGAUCUCUCGGGACUUCGGGUCAUUGGAGCGCGCGCCUUCGUACACCACGAGAGAUACCGAAAGAAGCUGGACGACAGAGCUUUCGAAGGCAAGCUAUGUGGUUUCGGCCUCGACAGCCAGACCUACCGGGUAUUGGAUCCAUCCAACGGGGCCGUGGUCGAGAGCCGGAAUGUGACUUUCAUCGAAUCUCCACCCCGCUCAGUGCCCUUCCAGUAUUCCACUGAAGCAAACGGGUACGAGAGCGACGUGCUGAGCUUCACCUCCCUGCUGGACAGCCCCCACUCGACGAGCGACCUGGACUUCACGGCGCAGAACGAACUCCUUCGGCAAUUAGUCAGGAAGAUGCAGCGAGACAAUCUCGCUCGCGAGGAGCUUCGCUUAGAACUGGACGGGCACGAGGACGAACAUGGAAACGGGCAAGAUCUCGGCGACGGGGACGCUCCA
This is a messenger RNA of Ectocarpus sp. CCAP 1310/34, 1324 nucleotides long. The record is from the annotation of a GenBank genome assembly. NCBI's taxonomy places the organism in Eukaryota, Phaeophyceae, Ectocarpales, Ectocarpaceae.